Messenger RNA from Dromiciops gliroides (monito del monte), 5029 nucleotides. RefSeq names its product 5-methyltetrahydrofolate-homocysteine methyltransferase (gene MTR). The record is from RefSeq and is a predicted model, not a curated record. Bases 293 to 4090 code for a protein of 1265 amino acids. Gene Ontology annotation, biological process: pteridine-containing compound metabolic process. NCBI's taxonomy places the organism in Eukaryota, Metazoa, Chordata, Mammalia, Microbiotheria, Microbiotheriidae. The transcript is spliced from 34 exons. Gene Ontology annotation, molecular function: cobalamin binding; zinc ion binding; methionine synthase activity.
UGUCCAAUAGGACGGGGUUGGGGGGAAUCCCCGAAGCUCCCCAGGACUUCGGUUCCCGACUGUAAACUACGAAGGUGCCAGUCGACCCAGUGCACUUAGCGCUCUGUAGCCUGCGCCCUCGAGGAUCGCGUGGAGCUGCCCGGGAGAGCCAGGAAGCGCUUUCUCCUUUCAGCACGUGGACCCGCCACUGGUUUGCUGGUCUCAGCAUCUGCAGUCGUCUGGGGAGAGUCCUUGUUCCCGCUCAGCCGCCUUUCUUGGAGUUUGUGGCCGGAGGAGCAGCGGAGCGCUCAUCAUGCCACCCACUUUAGAAGAGCUGCAGCCGCCCGCUGGAAAGAAAAUCCUGAAGAAUGAUAUUGAAGCCAUUUUGCAGGAGAAGAUCAUGGUGUUGGAUGGCGGUAUGGGAACCAUGAUUCAACAGUAUACAUUAAGUGAAGAGGAUUUCAGAGGACAGGACUUGAAAAACCAUGCCAAGCCUUUGAAAGGCAACAACGAUCUCUUAAGCAUAACUCGGCCUGAUAUCAUUUACAAGAUCCAUCAGGAGUACUUGAUGGCAGGAGCAGAUAUUAUUGAAACAAAUACUUUUAGCAGCACCAGAGUUGCCCAGGCUGACUACGGCCUUGAACACUUGGCUUAUCGGCUGAACAAAUGUUCAGCAGAAGUGGCUAGAAAGGCAGCAGAUGAUGUAACUUCCCAGACAGGAAUUAAGAGGUUUGUGGCAGGGUCCAUGGGUCCCACCAAUAAGACCCUCUCUGUGUCCCCUUCUGUGGAAAGACCGGAUUACAGAAACAUCACCUUUGAUGAGCUAGUUGAAGCUUAUGAAGAACAGGCUAGAGGACUUCUAGAUGGUGGAGUUGACAUCUUAUUGGUAGAAACUAUUUUCGAUACUGCCAAUGCUAAGGCAGCCUUGUUUGCCCUCCAGAAACUCUUUGAAGAGGGAUACGAUCCCCGACCUAUCUUUGUUUCAGGGACUAUUGUGGAUAAGAGCGGGCGAACUCUUUCUGGCCAGACAGGAGAGGCAUUUAUCAUCAGCGUUACCCAUGCAGAACCCCUAUGCCUUGGAUUAAACUGUGCUUUAGGUGCCCUGGAAAUGAGACCUUUCAUUGAAACAAUUGGCAAGUGUACAACGGCGUAUGUCCUCUGUUACCCCAAUGCAGGUCUUCCCAAUACCUUUGGAGAGUAUGACGAAACGCCUGAAAUGACUGCUGUGCACAUAAAGAACUUUGCACUGGAUGGUUUGGUUAAUGUUGUGGGUGGUUGUUGUGGUACCACACCAGCUCAUAUCAGGGAAAUUGCAGCGGCUGUGAAAAAUUGUAAGCCUAGAGUUCCCCCUGCAUCGGUUUUUGAAGGGUAUAUGUUGUUGUCAGGACUAGAGCCCUUCAAGAUUGGACCAUACACCAACUUUGUUAACAUUGGAGAACGCUGUAAUGUUGCAGGAUCAAAGAAGUUUGCUAAACUUAUCAUGGCAGGAAACUAUGAAGAAGCUUUGAGUGUGGCUAAAGCCCAAGUGGAGAUGGGAGCUCAGGUUUUGGAUAUUAACAUGGACGACGGGAUGUUGGAUGGCCCCAGUGCUAUGACCAGAUUUUGUAACUUCAUUGCUUCUGAACCUGAUAUUGCCAAGGUACCAUUGUGUAUUGAUUCUUCAAACUUUGCUGUGAUAGAGGCUGGGUUAAAAUGCUGCCAGGGGAAGUGUAUUGUCAACAGCAUUAGUCUGAAGGAAGGUGAAGAUGACUUCCUGGAGAAGGCUAGAAAGAUCAAAAAGUAUGGGGCUGCUGUGGUAGUCAUGGCAUUUGAUGAAGUGGGUCAAGCUACAGAAACCAACAACAAAAUUGAAGUAUGUACUCGAGCCUACCAUCUUCUUGUUAAAAAAGUGGGAUUUAACCCAAAUGACAUCAUCUUUGACCCCAAUAUCCUUACCAUUGGGACAGGAAUGGAAGAGCACAAUUUGUAUGCUGUUAACUUUAUCAAUGCCACUAAAACCAUCAAGGAAACGUUACCUGGAGCCAAAAUAAGUGGAGGCCUUUCCAACUUGUCCUUCUCCUUCAGAGGAAUGGAAGCCAUUCGAGAAGCCAUGCAUGGUGUUUUUCUUUACCAUGCAAUAAAGUUUGGUAUGGACAUGGGAAUUGUGAAUGCAGGAAGUCUUCCAGUGUAUGAUGACAUUCACAAAGACCUCCUACAGCUUUGUGAGGACCUGAUUUGGAAUAAGGACCCAGAGGCAACAGAGAAGCUGUUACGCUAUGCCCAGACUCAUGACAAAGGAGGGAAGAAAGCCAUCCAGACGGAUGAAUGGCGUAAUGGCCCCAUUGAGGAAAGACUGGAGUAUGCCCUAGUUAAGGGCAUUGAAAAAUAUAUUGUAGAGGACACUGAGGAAGCAAGACUGGACAAGGACAAAUAUCCCCGACCCUUGAACAUAAUUGAAGGGCCGUUGAUGAAUGGCAUGAAAGUAGUUGGUGAUCUCUUUGGUGCUGGAAAGAUGUUUCUUCCUCAGGUAAUAAAGUCAGCCCGUGUUAUGAAGAAAGCAGUUGGCUACCUUAUUCCUUUCAUGGAAAAAGAAAGAGAGGAAAAAAGGGCUCUUACUGGGAGUGUGGAAGAAGAGGACCCUUACCAAGGCACCAUUGUGUUGGCAACUGUCAAAGGAGAUGUGCAUGACAUAGGCAAGAACAUUGUAGGUGUAGUACUGGGCUGUAAUAAUUUCAGGGUUAUUGAUUUAGGAGUCAUGACUCCCUGCGAUAAGAUAUUGAGAGCUGCUAUUGACAACAAAGCAGAUAUAAUUGGCCUGUCAGGACUCAUCACUCCCUCUCUGGAUGAAAUGAUUUUUGUUGCCAAGGAAAUGGAGAGAUUAGAUAUAAAGAUUCCUUUGUUGAUUGGAGGAGCAACCACUUCCAGAACCCACACGGCAGUUAAAAUAGCCCCAAGGUAUAGUGCUCCUGUAAUACAUGUCCUGGAUGCAUCAAAGAGUGUGGUGGUGUGCUCUCAGCUAUUGGAUGAAAAUCUAAAGGAUGACUUCUUUGAGGAAAUCAUUGAAGAGUAUGAAGACAUUAGGCAGGACCAUUAUGAAUCACUCAAGGAAAGAAGAUACUUAACCUUAGAUCAAGCCAGGAAAAAAGGCUUCUAUAUAGACUGGCCCUCAGAACCACCCCCAGUGAAACCCAAAUUUAUUGGGACUCAGGUUUUUGAAGACUAUGACCUGCAGAGGCUGGUGGACUACAUUGACUGGAAACCUUUCUUUGAUGUUUGGCAACUCAGGGGCAAAUACCCCAAUCGAGGUUUUCCCAAGAUCUUUAAUGACAAAACAGUGGGGGAAGAAGCCAAAAAAGUAUAUGAUGAUGCCCAAAAUAUGCUGAAGGUACUGAUUAGUCAAAAGAAACUGCAAGCCAGGGGUAUGGUUGGAUUCUGGCCAGCACAGAGUGUCCAGGAUGAUAUUCAUUUGUAUGCAGAAGAUGCCAUGCCACAAUCUACAGAGCCAAUAGCUAAGUUUUAUGGCUUAAGACAACAGGCAGAAAAGGACUCUGCUAGCACAGAUCCCUAUUAUUGCCUGUCGGACUUCAUAGCUCCUCUGGAAUCUGGGGUCCGUGACUACUUGGGCCUCUUUGCAGUGGCCUGCUUUGGAGUUGAUGAACUGAGCAAGACCUAUGAGGAGCAGUGUGACAUUUACAGCAGCAUCAUGGUGAAGGCCCUGGGAGACCGUUUGGCAGAGGCUUUUGCAGAAGAACUUCAUGAAAGGGUUCGCAAGGAAUUGUGGGCUUACAGUGACAGUGAGCAGCUAGAUGUUGCUGACCUGCGGAGGAUCCGGUAUGGGGGCAUCCGUCCUGCUCCUGGGUAUCCCAGCCAACCUGACCAUACUGAGAAGCUCACAAUGUGGAGACUUGGUCACAUUGAAGAAACCACAGGGAUCAAGCUUACAGAAUCGUUAGCAAUGGCACCUGCUUCAGCCGUCUCUGGUCUCUACUUUGCCAAUCUGAAGUCCAAAUAUUUUUCUGUUGGCAAAAUUUCCAAGGACCAGAUUGAAGAUUAUGCUUUGAGGAAAAACAUGUCAAUGGAAGAGGUUGAGAGAUGGCUGGGACCCAUUUUGGGAUAUGAUGCAGAUGAAUAAUUCUCUUAUCAAAUCCCUUCCACCUAAAGACAUAUUGGAAAACAGACCCCAGAGUGCCUUUAAAAAUACCACAACUAUUUAGCAUCCAGUGCAUUGGCCUUCUUAAGGUUUGGGAAGACUUUGGGGGGAUAAACAUUUGAUGAUGCAAGAGAUCUCUGUUAUCACCAUGAUGUGCAUUUGUGGAGCACUGAAAACGAGUUUUGUGUUACAUUUUUUGUUUUUUUGUUUUUAAAGUGAGGCAAUUGGGGUUAAGUGACUUGCCCAGGGUCACACAGCUAGUAAGUGUUAAGUGUCUGAGGCCAGAUUUGAACUCAGGUACUCCUGACUCCAGGGCCAGUGCUCAACCACCUAGUUGCCCCACUUUUUUUUAAAAAGCAAACUGGAAUACAGUACAGAGAUAGCCAGCUGUAGUCAUAACAUGCCACAGACUACCUACAUGUAAUAUAAGAAGUUAAAUGCAUUUAUUAAGCACUUCUUAUGUGUUGGGCAUUGUUAGUAAGUCAGAUGGAAAUAGAGGUACUUUUCAGUAGGUUACUGUCCUACUUGGUUAUCUUCUCAUUUUAUGUUUACCUCAUAUCCAGAAUACUAUUUUUACAGAUGAUUUAUCUGGUCUUUUCUUUUUCUUUCUUUUUUUUUUUUAACUCAGUCACAAUUUAGUGGAGUCUGGAAUCAGGAGGAUGUGGGUUAGAAUCCCUCCUCCAAAAUGUAAGUUACAGGCAAAUCCCUUUACCCCUCUCAAUUUCCUGCAAUAUGGGGAUAAUGAUACCUGCAGGACUUAACCUCCCAUGGUGGUUGUGAUACUCUGGUGAAGAAGUAUAGGCAGGGUAGCUAGGUGGCACGGUGGAUAGAGCACAGGCCCUGGAUUCAGGAGAACCUGAGUUCAAAUCUGAUCUCAGAUACUUGACACUUACUAGCUGUGUUACCCUGGGCAAGUCACUU